Limanda limanda (common dab) is the source of this 1065-nucleotide messenger RNA. It is a transcript of the gene blvrb, whose product is annotated as biliverdin reductase B. Bases 108 to 731 code for a protein of 207 amino acids. Lineage: Eukaryota; Metazoa; Chordata; Actinopteri; Pleuronectiformes; Pleuronectidae. The record is from RefSeq and is a predicted model, not a curated record. The transcript is spliced from 5 exons.
GUGUCCCUGCGCGGUUACAUAUGUUGACACGUGAGAGUGUUUUGAAGUGAGUGUCCGUCAAACCGCAGAGAAUCGAACAAGCUGCUGCUCGUCUCCUACCAGACACCAUGUCCGAGUCCAUUAAGAACGUAGCGAUUUUCGGAGCCACGGGGAUGACCGGGCUGGCGACUCUGCCCCUGGCGGCGGCUGCAGGGUACAAUGUGACGGUGCUGGUGCGGGACCCCACCAAGCUGCCUGCGGACCACCGGGCGUCCAGAGUGGUGGUGGGAGACGUCCUGAAUAAAGAGGACGUGAGGACGACCAUGGAGGGCCAGGACGCUGUCAUCAUCAUCCUGGGCACGCGUAAUGACCUGAGCUCAACCACCAUGAUGUCUGAAGGCACCAAGAACAUCGUGGAGGCCAUGAGAGCUCGAGGGAUCCGUAAAGUGGUCGGCUGCAUGUCAGCCUUCCUGCUGUGGGAUCGCCCUAAGGUCCCCCCCCGUAUGAUUCCCGUGACAGAGGACCAUGACAGGAUGUACACGGUGUUGAAGGCGUCCGAGCUGGACUACGUGGCCGUCAUGCCUCCUCACAUCGACAACGACCUACCCCUGACGGAGCGUUACCUGACCGCAGAGAACAUGCUAAAGGGAAGAGCCAUCUCCAAACACGACCUGGGACAUUUCUUCGUCAAGUGUCUGUCCACCUCAGAGUGGGACGGCAAGACUGUCGGACUUUGGGGAGAGUACAAAUGAUCCUGAACCAACCGGGCUGAUUUCAUCCACGUGCUGAAGAGAUUCCUUUUCUUGUUUAUUUUAUGUUUUAUUUUUCUUUCCAUCAAACACACUGGAGAAAAAUUUAUAUUUAUGAGUGCUGAGACAUUAAUUAUAGAAAUAUGUUUGUUCUUCUUUGAUUUUCUCUUUUCACUUCCAUAAUAAUGAUUGAGCAGCUUUUUAGCUUGUUGUUGAUUAAUAAUAAUUAGAUUUUUAAUAAUCUGAGUGUUUUAAAACCAGUGUCAGGCUGCAAAGCUGCUUUCGCUCUGUAGCUGUGUGCAUCAUCACGUCUGUGCUGUCACAUGAUCUGUUCUCC